AUGGAUUAUCUACACUAUCUAUUCACUUUAUUGUUUAUAACUAAUUUUCCACCAUUAUCAAGUGAAAAUCCAAUCUUAACAGAAAUCACAAUAUCAAAACUGGAUAAUAAAGAAGCGGAUUCAACUGUAACUCCAGUUAAUCGUCUUAUAGAAAAUUCCACUGAAUUUUAUAAUGUUGAAGAUUUUGGGUCAACUGAAAGAGGAGAACGGAAUCCCAAUAUUACAGGAAACUUGUCUUCAUUUGGUACUGUAUUUGAAGAAGCGGUUCCUAUUUAUCAAGAAGGAUUGAAUUUUACUACAUCUGAGAAACUUGUUUCAACCACUUCUGAAUCUGAAUUUGCGUCUGUACUUCAUGAAGAUUGGAAUUCUACAAUGUCGUCUAACAGUCCAAUUUCAACUAAUUCUAUGCAUGAAAUAAAUGUUACCAGAAAUGAUGCAUCAACAUUUCAACUUGAAGAUCAAAAUACAGAAGAACCUGAAACAGAAAAUAACGAUAUAGUGGAUUUGUUAGAUAGUUUAUUAAAUAAACUUAAAGUACCUUCGGAUAAUUGGUUAAAUUAUCGUCACAUAAUGGCAAUGCAAAGUCCUGAUGGAAGUAUUUAUAUACCAAAAAAUCAUACACAAAGUACUAGAAAACAUUUGAUUACUCUAUUAGGAUUUGCUGAAGAAAUUGCAUCUAAUAAAAAUGGUAUUACAUAUAUCAACACCAAGAACAACAACAAUGAAGAGAAGUUACUAAUCACCACACAAUCGAUAAAUGAUGAUACUUUGAUUCUUCUUGAAAAUAAUAUAUCAAUCAUUGGAGAGAAUCAAUCUAAUAUUGAUUAUGAAAAGAAUAUAACUGAUAAUGAUCAAGAAUUCUCAGAAAUUGACGAUGAAACAAGAACAUUUACUGAAGUAUCUGAUCUUUUUUCUUCUUCAAAUGUUACUGAAAGAGAAGAAGGAAGAUUACUGGAUUAUGAAUUACAUAACUUCAAUGAGUCAAAUGAUCUACAUGAAAUUCUGGAACAUAUAACCUCUGAUGAUGUGGACCAUAGAAUAUCUGAACAAAAUAAUCAGUCUUCUACAUUGGUUACUGACGAAAGAUUGUUGAAUAUAACUAAUGAAUUACAAUUAAACAGUAAACAAGAGAAUAUCACAACUGAUUCAAUGGAUAAUUUUAGAAGAUCGGAUUUACAAACAAUCAAUUAA
This is a messenger RNA of Schistosoma guineensis, 1191 nucleotides long. NCBI's taxonomy places the organism in Eukaryota, Metazoa, Platyhelminthes, Trematoda, Strigeidida, Schistosomatidae. The record is from the annotation of a GenBank genome assembly.